GGGGGGAAUUAAGAGGGGAAAAACAGAAACACUAAACUAACUUGCAGGCCGAGAAAGACAGCACGAGCCACACGGACACGAUGAAGGGGUAGCAAUUUCUUCGGGGGUCUGCAGGCCACCCCGCGUGUUCCAUCCUCUGCAACAGGACACAACUGCUGGACCACCUCAGAGCAACCCAGAGGAAGAAGGGGGUUGUGGAUCACAGCCAGGCAGGGACGCUUGCCAAAAUCUCUCCCCACAAGCAGAGUUGCUUUUAAAAUAUAUGUCUUUUAAAAAGGAUCCUGCGGACUGUGACUGGAAAUGCUUACAAUAAAGCUGCCUCAGAUCUUCAGGGUCCACCAAGUUCCUCGUGUGAGGCAGUGGAUGUGCUGAAUCAGUGCUUGGUUGCAAUCAAGGACUGGUUGAGGGCCAAUAAACUGAAGCUUAAUCCAGACAAGACUGAGAUGCUGUUGGCGGGUGGUGCCUCUGACCGGCUGAGUGAGUUUGAUUGGGUGAGUCUUUCCUGUCCUGUAGAUCUUCUGGGAAGAUGGGAUCAUCUCAGGCUACCGUCACCCCAAAAGCUCUGCCUUGGACUGUGUCCUCAGUUCCUUCCAACUGAACAAUGAAACCAUCAACAUCUGGACGCACUUCCUGCCUACGUGGUAUUUCCUGUGGCGAUUCCUGAUGCUCUCCUACAGCCUGGACUUCUGGCGCGACACUUACUGCUGGCCCUUCCUGGCCUACAUGUGGCUUGUUUGCCUCUACCCUUUCACAUCCAGCUGUGCCCACACCUUUAGCACCAUGUCCACCCAUGCCAGGCACAUCUGCUACUUCUUGGACUAUGCCGCUCUCAGCCUCUACAGUUUGGGCUGUGCUUUCACAUACGGAGCCUAUGCAAUGCCUGACCGCUGGGUGAACGGCCCUUUGCACCGUUGCUUUGUCCCUCUCGCUGCCUUUAAUUCCUUUAUCUGCACCAGUCUUUCUUGUUACUCCCGAUUCCUAGAACUGGAGUGUCCCUGUCUGAGCAAGAUCUUGAGGACAGCAGCCUUCACCUACCCUUUCCUUUUUGACAACAUACCAUUGUUUUAUAGGCUCCUGUUGUGUUUUGGCGAAGACUGUGCCUGGAACGACUCCGUAGCUGGUUACUUUUACCACCUUCUCUUCGCAGCCCUCACUGGCUUCCUCUUUGCGUCCCACCUGCCGGAACGCCUGGCACCCGGCCGCUUUGAUUUCAUUGGUCACAGCCACCAGCUCUUCCACAUCUGUGCCGUGGUGGGGACACACUUCCAGCUGGAAGCUGUCUUGUGGGACCUGCAUUCGCGCCGGGCCUGGCUCAGUGCUCACGCCCCGGCCGGCACCUUCACCGGUACUUUUGCUGUCCUCGGAGCCGCCUUGCUGGGCAACCUCACUCUCAUUGCCGCCUUCACCGUGAUCCUCCUCCGCUCCUCUGGCACCACCUUGAUCUUGCAGAGCAGCAUCCCCGAGCCAGAGCGGGCGAAGGAUCCGUGACCCUUCUGGCGUGGUUCCGUGGCUUUGGCUCCAAGGGGCUCCUUCUGCCUCCCUUUGAGCUCUUCCUUCUUGGAAGCCCUUCAGGGAGAGUUUGCUCAGUGUUCUGUGUCUGGAGGGGCCCACUUCUGAUGUUCCUCCUAAAUUUGAGCACUUUAAGUGUUUGGUUGGGACUUGACUGUUUACUGGCUGCGCAAGAAGGGAACCUUUGUCUGCAGCUCUGAGCCUGUUGGAAGAAGAGGGCAGCCAGUGCCCCUAUUGCAUUGGUAGACAACUGAACCUCCCCCCCCCAGUGUAAGGGAAGGGACUGUGGUGGGUAGACUUUCUGGGGCAUCCAUUGAUCUCUUCCUGGGCUGCCAGAAUGCAGAGCCACACCCCCACUUUCCGGUCAGCUCUGCCUUCAGGAGCUAAAUUCUAAAGAGACAGGCUCGACUGCCAUCAUCUCUCUGGACAGCCCAUCCUUUCUCUUCAGAUGCCUGUGGAUCGGCUGUAGUUGCUCAGGGGUGAUAGCAGAACAGUCUGCAUGUACCCCAAAGCACUCUUCUUUCUUACAGCUUCUCCUCUUCCACAGCUGAGCUAUGGCACCUGAAAUGGGUCCAGGGGAUGGCUCUAAUCCAAGGGUGGGGAACCUGUUUCUGUCGGGGACCUCAUUCCCUCAGGGGUGAUCUGUCAGGAGGGGGGGGCAUGCUGGUAGUGGGUGGGGCCAAAGCCAAACCUGGGUGGAAUUCGGCCAAGGGCUGCACGUGACCACAGGUUGCCCACCCUGAGGACCCUUCUCCUUCUGGGGCUGUGGAGAGGACCCAGGAGUUCUAGUUGGCAAUGAAGAACUAUUUGGGGGGAAAUUCCAAGGAUAACCCUUAGCAGGCAGCUGAUGAUUGCACACCUAACCUCCUGUGUAGCCACAAUUCACCAUCUUUGGUCCAUUGCUCUCCGCCCAAAUAGAUGCAGGCCACAGGAAAAUGCUAAUUAUAGCUCCAUAUUUAGAAAGUAACAGAGCAGCUUCUUCUGGGGUCAGAUUCAUGCGAGGAGAGAGCACCUGGAGUCCUAGAGUGCCUUUUGCAAUAAGUGGCUUAUUUAAUAAUAAGGUAGGUUGAGCAGGUGGUAAACAAGCACAUAAACUACAUGGCUAGCCCCAAAGUAUCAGCAAGUCCCUGAAAGUACAGCUCCCCCCUUGAGAGACUGCUCCAAAACCCUUGAACGAUUUAUUUUUGCCAUGCCUGUGUGCCUUCCAGAGGUUGGGUCUUUUAAACUUAAGGUCUAACGGUUCCUGUGUGGCCAUCAGGCAAUGUCUGCUGUUCACUGUCGACUGAGGCAUGUAAGAGUGUAAGUGGAGCCUGACUGGUUCACACACGAAGAUGGCGCCAUCUAGUCUGGCAUCCUGUUUCCAAGGAUGGCAAGCAGAGGUCUCCAGGGAGUCCAGUAGGGUGAAGGCAACACAACACAUCUGAACAUGAAGCCCAAUAGCCAUGGAUAGACCUACCUUGCAUAUACUUCUCGUGCCCCCUUUUAAAACCCCAGGACCAUCUUGUGGCAACCAAUUCUAUAAAUUAAUUCUGCAUUGUGCACAGAUGUUGCUCCGCUGCCAAUCAUUCUCAUGGAGUGAUACCCCCCUCCUCUGAGUCGUAGUGUAAGGCAAAAGGCAGAAAGUGCCCCCUCUGUGCACAAUCCCAGGAAGAGAGGACACUUUCCUUGCUUGGUGCAAGAGAACUGCAUGGCCCACCACAAAAGAACAAUGUGCCGUUCCUUUGGAUUGCUGCAUUUGGAGGCAACAGGGCUGGCCCCAGAUCUAUUUUUAUGUUUGGGAUAGAAAAUCCAAAUGGGAGCCGUACGACGAUGGAACCAAUGACCUAGAGAGGCAGUGGGCUCUCCGACACUGGAGGCCUUCAAGAGGCAGCUGGACAGCCAUCUGUCGGGAAUGAUUUGAUUUGGAUUCCUGCAUUGAGCAGGGGGUUGGACUUGAUGGCCUUGUAGGCCCCUUCCAACUCUACUAUUCUAUGACUCACCACUCUUAUUCCACUACUUAACACCGGGCACUCUCUGUUGGGAAGUUCUUCUGUGAAAGCCCUGUAAAGAGAGAUGCUAUGUGCGACAAAUGUGGUUGCGCAUUCAAUAUUUUCCCCCCUUUUCAAAAUGUUUUGCAUAUAAAGUUUGCCAGGCCUAAUUCCAUUUGCUGUCAGGAGUGAGAGUGGCAGCAUUAAGAGAACUCUCUGUGCUUCAUAUAGCCAAGGUUAGACAAAGAAUUGGUUCAGAUUGCAACAGACAGUUGGAUGUUAGGAUGAUCUGUGACGGUGUGCAAGGGAUCAUCUAAGGCUUCAGCUGGUAGGUCACAGACUGACCUCAGCUGGGUUGUGCUAACAGCGCUAUCCACUGUAGCAGCUGCUGGGAGUUGUAGUCCAAAACAGCCCAAGGGCACCAGAAUUGGGGGAAGUUGCACUAUGCACGGAACAAAUACAUGCUUUAAAAAAUUAAGAAUGGGCUCCGAUGUAUGUUUGGGCUAAAGAUAGGUCCCAGUUCCAAAAAGGUUGAAAACUGUUGUGGUAUCAGAGUACCAGGGACUUCACUAUGGAAGAUCUUCAAGAGAAGGUCCAGCAAAUAUCUGGCUAAAUGGAGUUUGCAUGGACCUGAUUCAUGAGGCACGAUGGUGUUGAGGCCACUUCGUAGAAUCCUAAGAUAGUAGAGUUCGAAGGGGCCUACAAGGCC
Messenger RNA from Rhineura floridana, 4185 nucleotides. RefSeq names its product progestin and adipoQ receptor family member 6 (gene PAQR6). The record is from RefSeq and is a predicted model, not a curated record. Gene Ontology annotation, molecular function: signaling receptor activity. The transcript is spliced from 9 exons. NCBI's taxonomy places the organism in Eukaryota, Metazoa, Chordata, Lepidosauria, Squamata, Rhineuridae. Gene Ontology annotation, cellular component: membrane. Bases 664 to 1488 code for a protein of 274 amino acids.